AUGAGUAACCAAGUAGUUAAAGUACAUCCUCAGUAAUUAAAUGCUACUGAUUAAGUUGAUCAGGAGCUAAUGAAUGGACCAAUCAACAAAAGAGAAUGCAGAGAUAUUUUAUGCUGCCUUAUGUUUAUUGCAGCAUGUGUUUCUUGUGUAUAUUUCUUCGCCUUUGGUCUUGCAAAUGGAUAACCUGACCGUCUAUUCUCUGUCUAUGAUAUGGCAGGUAACCCGUGUGGAUUGGGUUCAUAAUCAAGUCGCCCCUAUCUUUUCUUAUACACACCUUUUACUGGAUACACAAGUCAUUCAACUUGUGUAGCAUCUUGCCCAUAAUCUUAAACUGAUUCUACCCUUGAUUGCGAUACUACAGCUAUGACUAGUGGUUCUUGUAGCUAGAGUAAUUGUGCUCAAAUUAAUUCGCUUGGUGCAAAUUCAGUUUGCUACUAUUAAACAACAGUUUUCUUAAAGAAAAUUUGUUUUCCUUCAGCCUCAGCUUUAUCAAGUUUUAGUAGUGACUCUGCUUCUCAAAUCUAAUCAUUGAUAAAUUCUAGCACCUUAACCCAAUGGAUUAAUGAUGUUACCAAUGCGAAAAAUGUGAUUGCAGGUUCUGUAGGUAUUGCCUUUGGUAUUGGUUUAGUCUAUAUGAUUUUCCUCAGAUUCUUUGCAGGAUUAAUAGUAUGGAUUGCUAUUGCAGCUUAUUUUGCAGGAGUAAUUGUUCUUGGUUACCUCAGCUAUAAGAAAUCUACUGACAUUAAAGACUAUUUAAAUGCUAAUAAUUAAGUAGAGAGCGGAAACAACACCAAAGAUAAUAUGAAUAGUUAUAAAUACCUAGCAUAUAUUCUAUGGGCAUUUGCAGGUUUGAGUCUUGUUGGAUUACUUUGCAUGUAUACCAAAAUUAGAUAAGCUAUUGCUAUUAUCAAAACCACUUCUUCUUAUGUUGCAGAAGUUUGGACUGCAAUGCUCGUUCCCCCUAUUUUUACUUGUUUAGUUGCUGGUUGGUGGUUAAUGUGGUUAGUCGGUUAUGUCUAUCUUUAUGCAAUUGACUCUUCAGGAUAAAUAUAGAAAUCUAGCUCUUCCAUGUUUGCUACUGUUAACCACUCUUAGUUCGUGACAAGACUUCUUUGGUCUUAUCUUUUUAUAGGUCUUUGGGUUAAUGCAUUUAUACAAUCACUGUGCCAGUUCAUUUUAGCUAGUUCUGCAUGUAUAUGGUACUUCAGUCAUGGUGAAUCUGGAUAAAAGCAUGCACCUAUUAGAACAUCUGUAUAUAGAGCUUUCAGAUAUCACUUAGGUUCAAUUGCUUUUGGAGCUCUUCUACUUGCUAUUGUUUAAUUUAUCAGAGUUAUUCUUGCUUAUAUGGAAUAACAAAUUAAAAGGGCUGGUGGAAGUAAUAACAAGCUUACUAUGUGCAUACUCAAAUGCAUGUCUUGCUAUAUGGCCUGUUUUGAAAGAUUCAUUAAAUUCCUCAAUAAAAAUGCCUUCAUCCAAAUUGCCUUGAAGGGAUCAAACUUCUGCGUUGCUGCUAAGAAUGCUAUGGAAAUUAUUUGGUCAAAUGCUGCAAGAUUUGCUCUUGUGAAUGGUAUAGGAGGAGCUUUCAUUUUCUUAGGAAAAAUUUUCAUUACUUGUGCCACUGUGUUUAUUUCUUACAUAAUACUUACUAAGGAAUCUCCCUAUAAGGAUAAUAUUGAUAAUUAUGUCUUACCUUGCAUAAUUAUCUUUUUCAUAGCCUAUGCUAUAAGUGUCUGCUUUAUGUGUGUCUAUGGUAUGGGAAUGUCUGCUAUUUUAGUUUGCUUCUUGUGGGAUGAAAAAAUGUUCUAAAAGGCUACUCCUCCUCACUGUCCCCCUCUUUUGCAAGAAUUCUUUGAUAAAGAAGAGACCAAAAAUUGA
Tetrahymena thermophila SB210 is the source of this 1875-nucleotide messenger RNA. RefSeq names its product plasma-membrane choline transporter. The record is from RefSeq and is a predicted model, not a curated record. Gene Ontology annotation, cellular component: membrane. Gene Ontology annotation, molecular function: transmembrane transporter activity. NCBI's taxonomy places the organism in Eukaryota, Ciliophora, Oligohymenophorea, Hymenostomatida, Tetrahymenidae. Gene Ontology annotation, biological process: transmembrane transport. The transcript has 8 exons.